AAACCGCACAACAACAAACACUGGAGCGGAAGGACGGAAUCACCAGUGCGCAGCCGUGAGCCAGGGCCGGUUUCCCUUACCAGGAAAAAGUGGAAGACCAAUCGGGAGCCCUGGGAGACUCUCGGCCCUUUCUGCUCCGCCCUUCUGUAACGUAUUUCCAGCUCGCUUUCUGAGAGGCUCUGAUUCAACGGAAGCGGCAGGUUUCCGUGGUAACAGAAAAGCGCGGGAAAUACAGAUAAAUUGAAACUGCGUCUGCGCGGACUGAGCUAGCGGAGUAUUUGUGGGCCGCUCUCAGACAGCUGGACCGUUGGGCCUCGGAAGCCCGGGCUCUUUACUCUGGGUAAAGAACAGAAAGAAAUGGAUUUAUCUGCGGAUCGGGUUGAAGAAGUACAAAAUGUCCUCAAUGCUAUGCAGAAAGUCUUAGAGUGUCCAAUCUGUCUAGAAUUGAUCAAAGAGCCUGUUUCCACAAAGUGUGACCACAUAUUUUGCAAAUUUUGUAUGCUGAAACUUCUCAACCAGAAGAAAGGACCUUCACAAUGUCCUUUGUGUAAGAAUAAUAUAACCAAAAGAAGCCUACAGGAAAGCACAAGAUUUAGUCAACUUGUUGAAGAGCUAUUGAAAAUCAUUCAUGCUUUUGAACUUGACACAGGAUUAGAGUUUACAAACAGUUACAACUUUUCAAAAAAGGAAAAUAACUCUCCUGAGCAUUUAAAGGAGGAAGUUUCUAUCAUCCAGAGUAUGGGCUACCGAAACCGUGCCAGAAGACUUCGACAGAAUGAACCUGAAAAUCCUACCUUGCAGGAAACCAGUCUUAGUAUCCAACUCUCUGACCUUGGAAUUGUGAGAUCUCUGAGAACAAAACAGCAGAUACAACCUAAGAAUAAGUCUGUCUACAUUGAAUUGGGAUCUGAUUCUUCUGAAGAAACAGUAAAUAAGGCAGAUUGUUGCAGUGUGGGAGAUCAUGAACUGUUACAAAUUACCCCUCAAAGUGCCAGGGCUGAAGCCAGUGUGAAUCCUGGAAAAAAGGCUGCUUGUGGGUGUUCUGAAAAGGACAUAGCAAAUCUUGAACCUCAUCAGUCCAGUAAUAAAGAUUUGACCACUGCUAAGAAGCAUUCAACUGAGCAGCAUCCAGAAAAGUAUCAGGGUGAAGCAGCAUACGGGUACGAGAGUGAAACAAGCCUCUCUGAAGCCUAUUCAGUGCAGUCCUCUCAGAGCGGAAUUUUAACCACUCAGCAGAGGGAUACCAUGCAAGAUAACCUCAUAAAGCUCCAACAGGAAAUGGCCGAACUGGAAGCUGUGUUAGAGCAGCACAGCAGCCAACCUUCUAACAGCCCCCCUUUCCUCAUAGCUGAUUCUUGUGCCCCUGAGGACCAGCUAAAUCUGGAACAAAACACAUCAGAAAAAGUAUUAACUUCAGAGAAAAGUAGUGAAUACCCUAUAAGGCAGAAUUCAAAGAGCCUUUCUGCUGACAAGUUUCAAGUACCUCUGGAUAGUUCCACCAGUAAAAAUAAAGAACCAGAAAUGGAAAGGUCUUCCCCUUCUAAACUCCCAUUGCUAGAUAAUAGGUGGUAUAUGCACAGCCACUCGAGUCUUCAGAAUGGAAAUUGCCCAUCUCAAAAGGAGCUCAGCAAGGUUGUUGAUAUGGAGGAGCAACAGCUGUCUAAGUUUGAGGCCCAGGAUUUAAUGGAGCAGCCUUACUUGUCAAGACAAGACCCAGAGGGAAGCCCUUACCUAGAAUCUGGAAUCAGCCUCUUCUCUGAUGACCCUGAGUCUGAUCCCUCUGAAGACAGAGCCCCAGAGCUGGCUCAUGUUUGCAGCAAGACAACUUCAACCUCAGCAUUGAAAUUACCCCAAUUUCAAGUUGAAGAAUCUGCCAAAAGUCCAGCUACCGCUCAUACUAUUAAUACUGCUAGGUAUACUGUGAGGGAAGAAAGUAUGAACAGGGAAAAGCCAGAAGUGUUAUCUUCAACAAAAAGAGUCAGCAACAGAAUGUCUGUGGUAGCAUCAGGCUUGACCCCAAAAGAAUUUAUGCUUGUGCAAAAGUUUGCCAGAAAACACCACAUCAAUUUAACUGAUCUAGUUACUGAAGAGACUACUCAUGUCAUUAUGAAAACAGAUGCUGAGUUUGUGUGUGAACGGACACUGAAAUAUUUUCUGGGAAUUGCAGGAGGAAAAUGGGUAGUUAGCUAUUUCUGGGUGACCCAGUGUAUUAAAGAAAGAAAGGUGCUAGAUGAGCAUGAUUUUGAAGUCAGAGGAGAUGUUGUCAAUGGAAGAAACCACCAAGGCCCAAAGCGAGCAAGAGAAUCCCAGGACAGAGAGAUCUUCAGAGGCCUAGAAAUCUGUUGCUAUGGGCCCUUUACCAACAUGCCUACAGAUCGGCUAGAGUGGAUGGUGCAUCUAUGUGGAGCUUCUGUGGUGAAGGAGCCUUCAUCAUUCACCUUUGGCAAGGGCACUCACCCAGUUGUGGUUGUGCAACCGGAUGCCUGGACAGAGGACAGUGGCUUCCAAUUGAUUGGGCAGGUGUGUGAGGCAUCUGUGGUGACACGAGAGUGGGUACUGGACAGCGUAGCCCUCUACCAAUGCCAGGAGCUGGACACCUACCUGAUACCCCAGAUCCCCGAGAGAGCUGCUGCUGAUUCCAGCCAGCCGCGUGUGUCAUGUGUAGGGCCUGUCUUCAUAGGACCCCAAGAAUGAGCCUAAGAAAUGGCCCUUUUCCAGGCCCUGGGAGCUCCACUUUAGUCCUUCCACAGGCCUGGUUAAUAAAUAUUUUAUGUACAUCAGCUUGAAAAGAACUUCUGGCUAUGCAAGGGUCCCUUAAAGAUAUUCUGCUUCCAGUCUCCCUUUGAAUCUGCCAUGAGCACAAAAUUGUGGUAAUUUUUCACCUGAAAAGAAUUUAAAACCAUUUAAACCCCACCAGUUGAGCAAGAUGCUGAUUCAUUAUUUAUCAGCCCUAUUCCCUUUAGUGGAUAUGUUGGCUUAAGAGCUGGAGGCACAGAGUUGCUGGCCUUAGGAGAAAAGCUGCUUCCCUAAGUUUGUUUCUCUAAAACCCUGUGUUCAUAAAGGCCAAGAGUCAGACCCUUCAAUGGGAGGUGAGUACUUAGGGAUAUGUGAUGUGACUUAAAAUCAGAACAGUCCACUGGUAGCUCUCAAAUGUUGGAGUGGAACAUUGGGGAAGGAAUUUUAGUAGCAGGUAAUGGAUAUAAAUAUGAAACUUGAGGGUUAAUUAGAAGAGAGGGGAGUCAUGCUGACCCUGAUCUCCACUAAGUGUGGGCUAUAGUUGCUUGAUUUCUAAUGAAUUUCUUAGCACUAAUGUGCUCUGAAACAGCAGAAUCUCUAAGAACUGGUGUCCAAAGAGAGUCUUCUAAUUCCCCAUUAGUAAUAAAUGAAGUGUUGUAGCUCUGAUAUGUAACCCAUUCCUCUUGAAAUACAAAAUCUUGGUUAUGAAUAUUUCAUGUCUACAAAUGACAGAUCCCACCAGGAAAGGAGCGGUUGCUUUCCUUGAGGUAAUUUUUUCCCUUUGCCUCCCUGUUGCUGAACUGUACAGCUUCAUAAAUAAUUUCGUGUGCUGAAGGGAGAGAAAGUGUUUCUCAUAAACUCAUUAUCCGGACUGUUUAUAGCUGUUGGAAGGACUGCAUCUUCCUUAGCCCCCCAGUGUGUGAGGGCAGUGCAGACUUGAUUGUACAAAAUAUAUUCUGUAAAUGUGCUGUUCACCUGCAAAUAAACUUGGUA
Molecule: messenger RNA, 3729 nt
Organism: Manis javanica (Malayan pangolin)
Lineage: Eukaryota; Metazoa; Chordata; Mammalia; Pholidota; Manidae
Source: RefSeq, a predicted model, not a curated record